UGAGAAUUGUGGGUUUUUCCUUCUUUAACUGAGGGGUACCAACAAUUUUGUCCACGUGUGUAUGUGAGUGUCAUUUUAGAUGAUACUGAAAAAAGACAUCCUCCAUGUACAAGACACGCAGCUGGAGUGGCAAAAAUCCUGCAGAAAACAGCACACAUAGUCAUGGGCCACCCACUCACAGUACUCACCACACAUAGUGUAGUGGCAUUUGUAAACUCAGCAGCAUUUACCAUGACGUCACUGAGACAAACACGAAUGGAGAAAAUCCUUUCUGCACCAAACAUCACAUACACACAUGAAGGAAUCAACAUGGCAGAACAGAUGGGAGAGGGAGAGCCACAUGAGUGUGAACUGAAGGUCAAAACCACUGAGAAAAUCAGAAUAGAUCUCUCAGCAGUGCCACUAGAAGGAGAACAGGAAGUCUUGUUUACAGAUGGAUGUUGUUACAGACAUCCCGCAGAAGGACUGAAGGCAGGAUAUGCAGUGAUGAGGCAGGUAGGAGAGAGAAUAGAAGAGGUAGAGACAGGAACACUAACACACAAACAAUCAGCUCAGCUAGCUGAACUCACAGCAGUAAUCAAAGCAUUGAAACAGAGUAAGGACAAAAGAGUCAACACUGAUUCAGCCUAUGUAGUAAGCGAAGUGCACAUAGAGCUCCCCCAGUGGAAAAGAGUAGGGUUUAUAACAGCCGCCAAAAAAACAAUAAAACAUGGGGAAGAAAUGAGGGAGUUAGCAGAGGCACUCCUACUGCCCAGAGAAGUCGCAGUAGUAAAAUGUAGAGGCCAUGACAAGGCAGGAACAGCCAUAGCACAAGGAAACGAAGCAGCAGAUGAGGCAGCCAAGAGAGUAAGUGGAUGCACUCCCAACUUGGUAAUGAUACAAACUGAGAAACAGGUAACAGAAAUCCUACCUGAAAUAACUACACAGACUUUAAAAGAGGCACAGAACAGAGCAUCCCCAGAAGAAAAAACAAUGUGGAGAGAAGAAGGGGCAAAAGUGGAUGAGGAUGGAGUAUGGAAAGGAGAGGCAGGAACCCCAGUUCUUCCUACACCAUGGCAAAAGGUGUUACUCCAACAGGUGCAUGGCCUAGCUCAUGUAAAUAGUGUACAAAUGCGAAAAAAUCUCCAAUAUUGGUGGCAUCCAUAUAUGACAGAGAUGACCAACCAGUAUAUGAAAGACUGCAGAAUAUGUACAGAACAUAACCCUAAACCAACUGUGAAACCUGAAGCAGGGCGAUUUCCUGCAGUAAACAGACCAGGCCAAGAAAUAGUCAUUGACAAUACAGACAUGGUUACAAGAGUCAGAGGGUACACGUAUUUGUUAGUAGCUGUAGACUCCUACACUGGCUGGCCUGAGGCUUGGCCUACAACAAAGGAAGACAGUAAAGCUGUGAUAAAAUGCUUGAUAAACCAUUACAUUCCAACACAUGGGUUCCCCCGACGGAUAAGAUCAGAUAAUGGAGCACACUUUAAGAACAAAGACCUGCGAGCAGUGGAACAAAUGUUAGGUUUACAACAUGCAUUUGGCACUGUUUAUCACCCGCAGUCUCAAGGCAAGGUGGAAAGGAUGAAUCAAAAUUUGAAGGGAAAACUGGCUAAAACAUGUGCUCACACAGGUAUGACAUGGCUUGACGCACUACCUGUGGCAUUAAUGUCGGUCAGGAGUACAAUAAACAGGAGCACAGGGUUCACUCCUUUUGAGCUAUCUACAGGCCGGCAGUUUCCAGGACCUAGAGAACCCCUAGAAAUUUCAGCAGGAGAAAAACAAAUAGGGUACAAGCCUUAUUUUGACCAACUAACGGCACUUGUCACAGCUUUCUCUACACAGGUGACAGACAAACGCGAAGAGGUGAAAGAAAAUCAAGAACCCAACUCGGCUGAGUGGGUUCUACUCAAGGUGUUCAAACGGAAGUGGUCAGAACCUCUCUGGAGUGGACCAUUCCAAGUGACAGAGAGGACGUCACAUGCAGUAAGGCUGAGAGGAAGAGGUGACACCUGGUAUCACUGGAGUAUGUGUGUUCCUGCUCAGGAACCACAGAGGAGCCGGGAAGGAACAAGGAAAGACUUAAGUGCAUGACAUCAGGGGUCUGAUGCACCAACACACACUGAUAGAAGAGAAAUGAAACCAGCCAGAACCUGCUGAACCAUAACCAAACUGGAAGAAGUGUCUUCCCUCACAGAAACCCAAACAUCCUCCAAGAGAUCCGGACAAAGGAUAGAACAUUCACAUGCGGCCCACCUGAGGGAACGGUGGAUUGGUAUGUCUCUGUACGUUUACAUGAUCAUAAUAGAGAUAAACCGGUCUUACGGUGGAUUACCCCCUCAAAAGCAAUUUUCUGGGCUUCCGAUAAAAUUCCAUUGCAGAAGGGCACAAGACAGACCAACCAAAGAGCCAGACUAACAGCCACGGGAAUAGAAGCCCAGUAUAUAUAGAUGCCAUAGGUGUGCCCAGAGGAGUACCUGACGAAUACAAACUAACUAACCAAAUUGCAGCUGGAUGGGAAUCCAUUUUCAUAUGGGUGACCCUGAAUAAGAAUGUGGAUAGGAUUAAUUACAUUCAUUACAACAUGCAGAGACUUACCAAUCUAACGAGAGACGCCAUUCAGGGCGUGGCUGAGCAAUUACAUGCAACAUCCCUGAUGACUUAUCAAACCAGGAUGGCAGUGGAUUUUCUGUUAGCAGAAAAAGGGGGUGUUUGCGCUAUGUUUGGUGAUCAGUGCUGUACAUUUAUACCUAAUAACACUGCUCCAGAUGGUUCUGUUACAAAAGUCCUAGCAGGAUUAAGAGCACUGUCUGCUGAAUUGAAGGAGCACUCGGGGGUAAAGGAUCCCUUACAGGACUGACUGGAUUCAUGGUUUGGACGAUGGGGAGGUAUAAUCAGAAGCUUUAUGAUGGGUGCUUUAAUUGCUGUCACCAUACUUGUCAGUAUUGGAUGUUGUUGCAUACCAUUUGCUAGAUCUCUUUGUACCAGGAUGAUACAGACGACUCUCGGACCUCAAAUACCACAGGGAGGUCUCCAAAUGCCGCUCCUUCUGAAAGGUGAUAAACCCAACGAACAGUGGAGAGACGACGACGAGCCAGCAGCUGUAUCCUCAGUUGUGUGAAUUUGUGUUGGCCUAAGGUUGGCUUAGGCCAAAAGGGGGGAUUGUGGGAAAUGGUGUGUUUCAUAAUUUGCUAAGUGUGCAUAUUUAAGAGUUGUAUUGGUUCUGAGGAAUAGGAAGGUCAUUACCACAGUGUGACUGUAAUGAAACAAAGAGUAGAAAAGUCCAGAAUCAAUAAGAAGGAGCUUAUGCUUUAUUCUACUUAUUACUCAUAUGAUUGAAUGCAAGGAUGAUCAAGACAUAAAGUGAUUGAUAAUCAAAGUACAGACAGUUUUUGAUAAUAAAGGUACAGAUAGUUUUUGACAUAAGCCAUAAUCAGUAAAGAACAUGAGCUUGUUGUGUGUGCAGUCUCUAAUCUUGCUUUGCAGGGGUGAAGUCAUU
Messenger RNA from Acanthochromis polyacanthus (spiny chromis), 3481 nucleotides. RefSeq lists its product as uncharacterized. NCBI's taxonomy places the organism in Eukaryota, Metazoa, Chordata, Actinopteri, Pomacentridae. Gene Ontology annotation, molecular function: RNA-DNA hybrid ribonuclease activity; nucleic acid binding. The record is from RefSeq and is a predicted model, not a curated record. Bases 163 to 2076 code for a protein of 637 amino acids. Gene Ontology annotation, biological process: DNA integration. The transcript has 2 exons.